Rhagoletis zephyria (snowberry fruit fly) is the source of this 679-nucleotide messenger RNA. RefSeq names its product heat shock protein 23-like. NCBI's taxonomy places the organism in Eukaryota, Metazoa, Arthropoda, Insecta, Diptera, Tephritidae. Gene Ontology annotation, biological process: protein refolding; response to heat. The record is from RefSeq and is a predicted model, not a curated record. Gene Ontology annotation, cellular component: cytoplasm; nucleus.
CCAGUUCUGCAACAAGCCGCAUCAGUUGAAAACGAAAUCGCAAGGAAAACGCGCGUAGAAAAAGCGUACGGUAAAGUUCUUACUAAAUACAAAGCACCAAAAAACGAAUUGAAACGUAAUUUUAAAACGCUGAAUUAUUACAUUAAUUGAGCAAGAAUAAAAGCAAAAAUGGCAAACCUACCACUAGUCUUGAGCUUGGCAAACGACUUGAGCCGACUGACACCAUUCCACGAACCAUUUUUCUACUCCCGCUGGCCGGCACUAGCAAACGCGCCUGGUAACCAGUUGCUUCAAUUGAACAAAAAUUUACCUAUUGCUACUGUGGGAAAAGAUGGUUUUCAAGCCAAUCUGGAUGUGCAGCAGUUUAAGCCCAGUGAGCUGACAGUAAAAGUAGUUGACGACCACAUCGUCGUGGAGGGUAAACAUGAGGAGCAAGAAGAUGAACAUGGAUAUAUUUCUCGACAUUUCGUUCGCCGGUAUGCACUGCCUAAAGGCUAUAAAGCCGAUAAAGUGGUUUCAACAUUGUCAUCGGAUGGCGUACUAACAGUCAACGUACCAAAACCCGCCAUAGAGGACAAAUCAAACGAACGAGUGAUUCAAAUUCAACAAGUUGGGCCGGCUCAUUUAAAUGUUAAAGAAAAUCCAGAGUAGAUGCCAAGUAAGCAGCAAAAAAGAGCGU